GAUGUCACUUAUCCAAUAAUUGUGCAGCUUCCUGGGUUUCUGGAGACACUUUCCAGGAAAGUACACCUCCCUGCUAGUGUUUUCCCCACCUCCAUACUCUUGCUCCAUAGACUUCCUUGCUGUAAUAUGACCCUUGCGGGUUAAUCCUCCCAGGACACCCAGUUUCAUUCAGGUCUGUUCCGUAACACUCAGUCGCACAUUACAUCAAGGCAGCCUUCUUGGGUGCAGGAGAGACAGGAAGGAAAAGAGGACAGGAAGGUUCAUGGAUUUAAUAUGGAACACUUUUUCUACGGUGGAAAGAACGCUCUUCAAAGAAACAUCUCUGCCAAAGGAGACUACAGAUUUAAUCAGCACAGCUGGUUACGAUGGCAUCAUUCAGCACCUCAACGACGGCAGGAAGAACUGCAAGGAGUUUGAAGACUUUUUGAAGGAAAGGGCAUCUAUAGAAGAAAGAUACGGCAAGGACCUGAUUAAUUUAUCGCGGAAGAAACCCUGCGGGCAGACAGAGCUGAACACCCUGAGAAGAGCUCUUGAGGUUUUUAAGCAACAGGUGGACAGCGUUGGGCAGAGCCACAUCCAGUUGGCCCAAACGUUGCGCGAAGAGGCGAGGAAGAUGGAGGACUUCCGGGAGAAGCAAAAGCUGCAUCGCAAAAAGAUCGAACUUAUAAUGGAUGCUAUUCACAAAAACCGGAAUCUGCAGUACAAGAAAACCCUGGACGCCAAGAGGCUGUAUGAGCAAAGGUGCCGGGACAAGGACGAGGCGGAGCAGGCCGUCCACCGGAGCGCCAACCUGGUCACGCAGAAGCAGCAGGAAAAGCUCUUCGUGAAACUGGCUCAGACAAAGACAGCCCUGGAAGAUUCGGACAGGGUGUAUCAGACGAACGUUGGUGCCCUGGAGAAGAUCAGGGAAGAAUGGAAGAAUGAGCAUGUCAAGGCGUGUGAGUUCUUCGAGAGCCAAGAGACCGAAAGGAUAAACUAUUUCCGGAAUGCUCUGUGGCUCCACGUCAACCAGCUCUCUCAGGAGUGUGUCAAGAACGACGAGAACUACGAGGAGAUCCGCAAGAGCCUCGAGCAGUGCAGCAUUGAGAAGGACAUCGAGUUUUUUGUGAAUGCCCGCAAAACCGGCACCAUUCCACCAAAUCCAGUGGUCUACGAAAACUAUUACAACACGCAGAAGAAUGCAGCGCCAGGGAGAAAUCAAGCCCCCGCCCCUGGGAGGAGGCCAAAGCUACCUAUUCCUUCCAGCGGGCCAUUAGACCCCGAAUACUCCACAGUGGAUGGAUACAGUUUAAUACAUCACCACUAGCCCAGAGAGUAUCUUGAAGCCGUUCUGCCCAGCUGCCCCUCCCUGAGGAAAGCAAGAAAGAAAAGCC
Lacerta agilis (Sand lizard) is the source of this 1373-nucleotide messenger RNA. RefSeq names its product proline-serine-threonine phosphatase interacting protein 2 (gene PSTPIP2). Gene Ontology annotation, biological process: actin filament polymerization. Gene Ontology annotation, molecular function: actin filament binding. The record is from RefSeq and is a predicted model, not a curated record. The transcript is spliced from 15 exons. Gene Ontology annotation, cellular component: cytoplasm; actin filament; plasma membrane. Bases 263 to 1306 code for a protein of 347 amino acids. Lineage: Eukaryota; Metazoa; Chordata; Lepidosauria; Squamata; Lacertidae.